ACAUCAUUUCCGUUUGGACUACUGGCGGGACUUCUUCACAUGUUGGUAGCUGGAGAGCUUGUUUACGCUCCUUGAAAGCCUGUUUAACUUAUACUGCUGAAAAGAAAAAUCCUACAACAUGAUGGCUUCAAACGGGAAGGAGUCAUGUGGAAUAAACGGGGACAUGUCAUCGACGUCUUUUAAAGGCAACGGUGAAGUGUUUGCCAAUAAGUCACAUUCAGUUCGUGUAAACGGAGCAGCAGCAGCUGCAGACUCGUGUCAGUCAAAGUCCCUGAACGGAGACGUGAAGAAGAGGACUGAAAGGUUCACUUUCAGCGGAGAGCCCACCGUCGAAGAUAUCAGAAGAAUGCAAGCGGAGUUCACAGACGAGCGGGACUGGAACCAGUUUCACCAGCCUCGGAACCUGCUGCUGGCCAUGGUGGGAGAGGUGGGUGAGGUGGCGGAGCUCUUCCAAUGGCGGGGCGAGGUGACCGAGGGCCUACCGGACUGGACCGAGUCAGAGCGGGAGCACCUGGCACACGAACUGAGCGACGUGAUGAUCUACCUGGUGGAGCUCGCCGAGAAGUGUCAUGUGGAUCUUCCCCAAGCUGUGCUCCGUAAAAUGGCUCUGAACAGACAGAAAUACCCCGCCAGCAAGGUGCACGGAUCGGCCAAAAAGUACACCGAGUACAAGGACUGAGUUCGGCGUUUAGACACUGUGGUUUUCCUGGUUGUUCGACAUACUGUUUACCUCUUGGUUCAGAUUUCUUUGUUUUGGGGUUGAUGUGUUUUCUGACUAUUUAAAGGCUCUUACCUUCGUGUAUUUUAUCUGACACACCGGUUAACCUGGUAGCCUGCCAAUGAAGAGUCAGUUUUACCAGACAGAGCUCUUGAUGAACACUGGUAUUGUUUUUAUUGUGGGUAACUUUAAAGCUCUUCUUUUAGUCUGAUCAUUGUACCUGAAGGAACUUGAUGCAAUACUCUCUGUAGAAAGUAUUGUUGUGGUAUGUCCCUUUAGGGGUAUUUGGAAGAACUUUUUUUUCAUAUUUUAAGAAGUUUUACCUUCAUUAUAGUUGAAGAGGAUAGUUUGGGAAAGUUGAGUUUUUGCAAAAAAGAAUGAAUGACCCAAACCAUUUGUACAAACAAAAAGUUUGUCAUUUUUUAUCACUGUUAUCAUCAUUUAUCUAUUUCCCUGUUAGAAUUAGAGAUAUUCCAUUCUGUUUCACAUUUUCCCAAAGUAAAAGCUGCUUUAAAUCUUUAAUGGGUUUCUCUUUUAUUUGUUGAGUGAAAAUGGUUGUGAAGUGUCCCAAAGAUGAACAGAAACCUGGAAAAUUAAUUUUAAUUUAAUUAUUUGGUUAACAAUAGUGAUUUUACACCUGACUGAGAUUUAAAGUACAAUAACCCAAAAGUAAUUUGUGGUUUUAUAGGUAAUAAAAUCAAAUUACUUUUAAAGCUCUUCAAAGAUGUUUUAAAUAAUUUUCAGUCAUUGUAGGCUUGAAAAGACACUUUCAUUACAAUGCAUGCAAAGAGAAAAGGGCUGAUAAAAACAUAAGAAAAAUUCUCUCACAAUACCAAUCUAAUAUUCAUAUGGCAACAAUGAACUAGUCUCUGGAAAAAUUGAGGACAAGUGCCAUAAAAAAUGUGUUUUGUGACUUACAUGGUGACAAACUAUCUCCAUUUUGAUCAGUAUAGCUUAAACAAUAGCACUUUUUUUUCUUUUUAGUGGCACUGCUUAAUUGAG
Xyrichtys novacula (pearly razorfish) is the source of this 1720-nucleotide messenger RNA. The record is from the annotation of a GenBank genome assembly. NCBI's taxonomy places the organism in Eukaryota, Metazoa, Chordata, Actinopteri, Labriformes, Labridae.